This is a messenger RNA of Acaulospora morrowiae, 866 nucleotides long. Lineage: Eukaryota; Fungi; Glomeromycota; Glomeromycetes; Diversisporales; Acaulosporaceae. The record is from the annotation of a GenBank genome assembly.
AUGAUACAACCGAGGAACAUAAAUAGCAAAACAUUGAGACAAUAUUUGACAAAACUUGGAUCCAGAACUCAACUUACGGAAAGAAUUCAAGCUUAUAAACAAUGGAAUCACAAAAUAAGCAAAUUGCACCCUGUUAAUUCCAUUAGGCCUUUCUUUGAUAAGAACACGCGAUUCGAAAGCACAGAUAAAACCGUGACAAAGUCAGAGGAGGCGCUGGCAACAUCAACGACGGCAGCACCAUCCCACAACACGGAUGGCAAUAAGAUAAGCACUACCACCAUCCCGCGAAAACAACCGACAACUGAGCUGAAUCUCCCGAGACUCUUGAGAGCUUACAGGGAUUUAUCGAAAGCAAAACUUGCGACUCUUGUAAUAUUAACAACAAUGUGCGGAUACGCAAUGGCACCAAUGGCAACAAAUGUGACUUGUCUCUUUGCCACUACGGCGGGGACGGGAUUAUGCGUAGCAUCAGCGAAUGCGAUCAAUCAAUGGUUGGAAAUCCCCUAUGAUGCACAAAUGGCGCGUACGCGUAAUCGGGUACUCGUACGUAACGUGAUAACGCCAACUCAUGCAUUAUAUUUUGGUAUAGUAACCGGGAUCACCGGAACAGGGAUUUUAUCAACCAUGGUUAACCCUCUGACUGCAUUAUUGGGAGCAUCAAAUAUUUUAUUAUACACGUGUGUUUACACCCCCAUGAAACGGGUGACCAUUGCCAACACAUGGGUUGGAUCCAUUGUCGGAGCAAUACCGCCAAUGAUGGGUUGGGCGGCGUGCACAAAUAACCUGGAAUCCGGAGCUUGGGUAUUAGGAGCAACGUUAUUGGCUUGGCAGUUCCCUCAUUUCAACGCGCUCGCCUGGAGCAUGAG